Aureobasidium musti is the source of this 1155-nucleotide messenger RNA. Lineage: Eukaryota; Fungi; Ascomycota; Dothideomycetes; Dothideales; Saccotheciaceae. The record is from the annotation of a GenBank genome assembly.
AUGCCAGGCACGACUGCCAUCCUCUCAGUAGCUGCACUAGCAGCUCUUUCAGCCUACAUUGUUCCGCCCGUCCGACAUGAACUCAAAGUCUUAGGUGUUGGGAGAUCAGUAGUGUCUACGAUUGCCAAUGCCAAUGACUAUGUCAGGAUAGAAGAUACAACACAUUGCGAGGACUUGCAUUACUAUGCACCUGCGAAUCUGCUGUUUACGGCUUGUGAGGAUAGACAUACUCGGUUCGACUGGUUUCCUCCUUUGGGAAGCUUUGAUCCGCCAGAAGAUGGUACACAGGGCAGUAUCCAUGUCAUUGACCCUGAGACUUUCGUUACUCAUGGAAUUGAUGUUAUCGCCGAUCCUCAGGCCAAAGAUGCUGUAUACAUAUUUGCAGUGAACCACUACCCGAACCCCGAGUUUGUGUCUUCCCGCCGCGAACACAUAAUUAAGUCAAACUCUCGUGUCGAGCUGUUCAGACAUGUGAUUGGCAGCAGCACACUCAAGCAUAUUCGUACAAUCUCACAUAAGCUCAUUGAGACUCCCAACGACAUCUAUGCCGUCAGUCCUUCAGAGUUCUACGUCACCAAUGACCACAGACACAGGGAAGGUCUGAUGAGAGAGCUUGAGGCCGUGGCACCCUUCGCAUGGUCGAACACAAUUCAUGUAUCGAUCACGGACCUCUCUGCAAUUUCCGAAACUGCAGGUUUGGAAGCAAGUAUCGCUCUCACAGGCACCAAGAACAACAAUGGAUUAGGCCAUGUGCACGACUUCAAUGAAGUCACUGUCGUCAGUGCAGAGAGAGGAAUUCUGUACCGCUGCUUUGCCGACCCUCAAAACAAGACUUUGCGUAUCGAGGAGACUGUGCAUUUGGACACACGCGGUAUCGACCUCGCUGGAAACACGAGAAACCCUUCGGCCAAGGAUCCAACUUUCGUAUGGCUUGUGCAGCGCAAACAGUCUUCCAACAUCGAAAAAGACGCAACAGCAGAGGGUGCUUGGGAAAAGAAACUUGUUUUUGCCGACGACGGAGCAAAACUCAGAACAGCCAGUGCAGCUGUGAUUGUAGGCAUCGAUCCCAAGAAAGAAGGAGGCAAGAAAAAGGGUUGGUUGUUUGCCACUGGCUUUAUGUCUGAGAAUGUGGUUGCUACGAAGAUUGACCUUUGA